Messenger RNA from Candoia aspera, 2679 nucleotides. RefSeq names its product zinc-binding protein A33-like. Gene Ontology annotation, cellular component: cytoplasm. Gene Ontology annotation, molecular function: ubiquitin protein ligase activity; protein binding. Gene Ontology annotation, biological process: protein ubiquitination. The transcript is spliced from 6 exons. The record is from RefSeq and is a predicted model, not a curated record. Lineage: Eukaryota; Metazoa; Chordata; Lepidosauria; Squamata; Candoiidae. The coding region runs from base 387 to 1790 and encodes 467 amino acids.
UUUAUCGUUGUUUGUUUAAUUUUGUUUAAAUUAUGGGUUUUAUUACUGCUGGAGUAUGUUUUUAAAAGGAGUCGAGAAUGAAAAGAAAACAAGGAAGUAAGGAAGAAGGAAAGAAAACCCAGAAACUGCAGCAAAUGUCAAAUUUCUUUUUCCAACUGAGAGUAACCCAGAGAGGAUGACUCAUGUAGUACAAAGAUCAGGAUCUGAGGAGGUAACAAAGCAGAGAAGAAAAUUAGAGAUAAAAUACUGGCAUCAAAAGCAACUGAGAAGAGCAAGUGGCAUAAGGAAGUCUUCUGAGGUGACUGGAAGGGGCUACAAAAUAGGAGAUAAAUUAUAGCCUUUUCUGAUUUGAGAAAGGACAUCCUCCUGCUUGUUUUCUUUUCUCCAUGGCUGCCCCAACAGGCAUAGAAUAUUUUGCCGAGGACCUGAGCUGUUCUAUUUGCCUGGAGCUCUUUUCAGAUCCUGUCAUGCUGGAAUGUGGGCACAACUACUGCCAGGGCUGUAUCACCCGGUUCUGGGCUGAGAUCCCUACCAACCCUGGGGAGGACAUGCCACCACUCCCUACUUGCCCAGAGUGUCGGCAUGAGAUUCCAGGUGGCAAAUUUACAGCUAAUCGGGUGCUGGGACAGCUCGCUUGGAAAGCCCAGGAGUCUCUCGUGGUCCAUGCUGGGGAUGAGGAGGCCAAAGGUGAUGAAGAUAAUGAGGAGAUACAGGGGGACAAGCUUUUUUGUACUGAAGAUGGGUGCCUGGCGAGAUCUUUGCAACCAGAUCACUGGGGUCACCAAUGUCUCCCUCUGGCUGAAGCUGUGGAGCACUUCAAGGAGAUCUUAACAGCUUCUCAAACACUGCUGGAAUCCAAAAUUCAAGCAGAAAGAUACGUGCAAGAGCACAGGGCCCAGAAACCUCCCGAAAUCACAGCCCAGCGGCUGCGACUGGAGCAAAACCUCUCUGCCCAGUUCACGGAGCUUCACCAGUGGCUUCAGGAGAAAGAGGCAGCGCUGAUCAGAGAGAUCCGGAGGGAGGAAGAGCUACUUCUGAGCGAACUGGACAGGAACCAGCGGAAUAGCCAAGAGCAAAUCCACAUGGCCGAUGAGCAAAUAGCUAAGAUUCAGGCUCGGCUUGCAGAGGAAUCAGAUCCUGAAAGUUUCCUUCAGGAUAUCAAAGCCUUCAUAGGAAAAGACUGUCCCAGGGAAGACAAAGGAAGUCCGCUGCCUGUGAUUUCUCGUGAUUUCAGUUUAGUCCCCUCCCAUAUAACCUUGGAUCCUGCCACCAACCAUCCCAACCUUGUGCUCUCCAAGGAUCUUGACACUGUGCAUGUGGAAGAUAACCCUGAAGAAGAGGUCCCUGAUGGUCCUGAAAGAUUUAGCAAGUCUGUAUGUGUGUUGGGUGCUCAGGGCUUUACUUCAGGACGCCAUUAUUGGGAGGUAGAAGUUGGGAAUAAAACUAGCUGGGAUAUUGGGGUGGCCAAGGAGUCGGUGAACAGGAAGGAGGCUAAGGUGACUGUCAAGCCCAGCAAUGGUUUUUGGGCCAUUUGGCUACGGAAUGGCAAUGAAUACAAGGCCCUUGACUCUCCCUCCAGGCAGUUGUUUCUCAAGACCAAGCCUCAGAAAGUGGGGGUCUAUUUGGAUUAUGAAGGGGGACAGGUCUCUUUUUAUGAUGCUGACACCAUGACCCAUAUUUUCACCUUUCUGGAUGUCUUCUCCGAGUGCCUGUACCCCAUGUUUAGCCCUGGGGUCAACAAAGAUGGCCUCAAUGGUGAACCUCUCCGUCUCCUGUCCCCACGGAUCUAGCAAGAACUGCGUAAGAGUUAUUGGGCUCUGCCUUGACUUUAUUUCAGUUGUGAAUAGUCUGAAAAUGCCUAUCAUGUCAUGUUGUUGAAGCUUGGUGGAACUGAGUGUAUUCAUGAAGCCACAUGACAGUUGGCUUGAACUUUCCAAAGGACAUCUGGAGAAGAACAUUCAAGAAGAGAUGAGGUUUCCACAAAGUCAAGCUUAAUCAAUCCGCAGGUUGUGAGGGUCUCUGUGGCAAGCUUUGAGAUUAGGACUACCUACAAUGGAUGCUCUUCUGCAGACUAGAUUUCCUAAUUCUUGACUAUACUAACAGGCGGGUUUCAGCCUGCAUUUUGUUUGAAAACCCUGUGCUCUUACUCACUUAUGACAGUGAACUAUGCCUCCACAUUCUGAUUUUAUGGAACCAGCAUUCCUUGCAGAUGUUUUCCCCCCACUGAGUAUUUAGUGCCUUAAAAUUUGUGUUUAGGAGAUUGUAUGUCUUCAUUUGGAAGACAUUUUGAGAAGGAGAAGCUUCUCAUAGGCAGCAGGUACUUCUGUGGCUCAUUCUCCUUGAAAGGAAAUGCUAGAAGUAGAUUUUUCCACCUCUGUAAGUCAAACAAUAAGAAAACAAUAACAACAUUCUGACUGCCAAAAGACAAUGGACUUUGUGUUUUGAAAAGCAUCUAAGGGAGCAAGAGGCGGGAGUGGGGGGCAUGUCAUAGCCGAUUGCUUCUGGGAGAGGAAGGACACCUGUUUACUGAUGAAGCCUCAUGGGGAAUGAAGCAAUGUAGGAAGACACCGGUUGAGUCAGCCUGGGAUUUUCUUCUCCGACAAUAGAUUGGAUCAUGUUUUCAAAGGUAAGAGCAACUUUCUGUGAUCCUGAACAGAGAGAUGUUGUCUUAAUUUUUUU